GCGGCGGCGGCGGCGGCAGCUGCAAGUUGGGCUGCAGGGGCAGCGCAUACACUACAAUGGCUGCUGGAAAGAGGCGUAAGGAAACAAUUUCCAGGCCCGCCGCGUCCAGCCCGAAAUAUGAGAAAAAAAUUUUUAGAAAUUCCGCGGGCGGUGUAAAGGCGGCGGACGGGCCGGAGGGAGGAUGUUAAAGCCCCGCGAUUGGCCAAAAUGGGAAGGACUGGAUUCCGCUCUCUUCCACGAAGAGUCAGUGGAACUGGCUAAGAUCAAGGUCUGACGCUUUUUCCAUCUGUCAUCAGUCCCUUUUUGCUUUCUUUUACGACCACAUGAAACUUGAGAAGCCACCUAAAGCUAAAUCAUUUAGUGGAGUUGGGCAGUUCCCAAGUGUCCAACAAGAAGGCCUGGUUUAGGCUGCGAUGGCCACUGUCAUUCCUGGUGAUUUGUCAGAAGUAAGAGAUACCCAGAAAGUCCCUUCAGGGAAACGUAAGCGUGGUGAAACCAAACCAAGAAAAAACUUUCCUUGCCAACUGUGUGACAAGGCCUUUAACAGUGUUGAGAAAUUAAAGGUCCACUCCUACUCUCACACAGGAGAGAGGCCCUACAAGUGCAUACAACAAGACUGCACGAAAGCCUUUGUUUCUAAGUACAAAUUACAAAGGCACAUGGCCACGCACUCUCCCGAGAAAACCCACAAGUGUAACUACUGUGAGAAAAUGUUUCACCGGAAGGACCACCUGAAGAAUCACCUGCACACACACGACCCCAACAAAGAGACGUUCACGUGCGAAGAGUGCGGCAAGAACUACAACACCAAGCUCGGGUUCAAGCGGCACCUGGCCUUGCACGCGGCCACGAGCGGCGACCUCACCUGCAAGGUCUGCCUGCAGACGUUCGAGAGCACGGGCGUGCUGCUGGAGCACCUGAAGUCGCACGCGGGCAAGUCGUCGGGGGGCGUGAAGGAGAAGAAGCACCCGUGCGAGCACUGCGAGCGCCGCUUCUACACGCGCAAGGACGUGCGCAGACACAUGGUGGUGCACACGGGGAGGAAGGACUUCCUCUGCCAGUACUGCGCGCAGAGGUUCGGGCGCAAGGACCACCUGACGCGGCACAUGAAGAAGAGCCACAGCCAGGAGCUGCGCAAGGUCAAGACGGAGCCCGUGGACUUCCUGGACCCCUUUACCUGCAACGUCUCCGUGCCCAUCAAGGACGAGCUCCUCCCGGUGAUGUCCUUGCCUUCCAGCGAGCUGCUGUCGAAGCCGUUCCCAAACACGCUGCAGCUGAACCUCUACAACACUCCGUUCCAGUCCAUGCAGAGCUCGGGAUCCGCCCACCAGAUGAUCACAACUCUGCCUUUGGGCAUGACGUGCCCGAUAGACAUGGAUGCCGUCCACCCCUCUCACCACCUUUCUUUCAAAUACCCGUUCAGUUCUACCUCAUACGCGAUUUCCAUCCCCGAAAAGGAACAGCCGCUGAAGGGGGAGAUCGAGAGCUACCUGAUGGAACUGCAAGGCAGCGCGCCCCCCUCCUCCCAGGACUCUCAAGCGUCGUCGUCCAAACUGGCGUUGGAGCCGCAGAUCGGGUCGCUGGAUGACGGCACAGGGGACCUCUCCCUGUCAAAAAGCUCGAUUUCUAUCAGCGAGCCCCUGAACACGGCAGCGUUGGACUUCUCUCAGCUGUUUAAUUUCAUACCGUUAAGCGGGCCCCCCUAUAACCCCAUAUCGGUGGGGAGCCUGGGGGUGGGCCCUCCUCAGGAGGAGGUACAUUCUUCCGCGGCGCAGCCCCCGCCCCAAGCCCAGGAUCUUCCGGACCCCGCCAGCUCCGUAGGCCUGGGCUCUCUGCACUCGCUGUCGGCAGCCUUCACCAGUAGUUUAAGCACAAGCACAACGCUGCCACGCUUCCACCAAGCUUUCCAGUAGGCUCCACCGCGCGGACCCGUGACAGGAGUGUGUGUGGGGCCCUGCCUGCCUUAGGCGACCAUUUUUAUUGUAGUGCCUACUUUCAGACAGUGUAAGACUUUCUGCUUCUGUAGAGUACCAGUUUUCGUUAAGCCAGUAUAAAAGAGAAACUAGCCUUUUAAAUGAGCUUUGGAACCAUUCGUGUUCAGUUACGUUUACCUGGGUAUUCUGUCCUGACUCACUGCCAACUGUCACACUUUAAGAUGAUUUCUCGCACAGGAAAGCCGUUGUUAGUGGUAAAGUCUUACCAACCCCGUGUUCCAAUUACUGUUAGAUCUUAAAUUUUUCUUUUUUUGUCCGAUAACAAUGGCUCUACCUUUUGACGUUUGGCUCAUUAAACCGUUUUGCAGGAGAGUUGAAUUUUCUAAAAUGUAUAUGAAUGACCUGAGCGUUGUAAAACUUUUACUAGCCUCUAAAUGGAUUAAUAAUCAAAAGCUUCAAAGGAAUUAAGAAUCCAGUCCGGGGACAUGACAUAUGUUUCCUAGCUAGACCAUCAUUUCAGGUCAGUAUAUUCUGAAGACUUGCUGUCGUCUGGCUCAAACGUUUGCCGUCUUUAUUAUGCACUUAGAAGAAAAAAAAAAAAAAAAAAAAAACCGAAACACGAAGCACCAGUAUCUGCAGCAAAAAGAGACCCCUAGUAAGGUGACACGGCGUUCCACGUUACUUAAGAGUUGGCCUUAAUUAGUACACAGGAUGUGUGCCACGUUUUAUACUUGUUGCUCUCUUUCCGUUCGAUUCAUACUAAUAGUGUAUGGCAUCAGAGUCUUCAGGCAGUCUCUGCAUGGAUCCCUUUCGUCUUUUCCAGCUUACAUGGCCAGAGGGCAGGUCAGGCAUAGCCAGCAGUUUUCCUCGGAUCGUCAGUGCACAGCCGGCCCAGAGUCCAGAGCCGUUGGGGAGCGCAGGUGUGUUUAUCCCGGCAGGGGACGGGGGGGAGGUGUCUCCGCUUCUAGGGUGAGAGACCCUAGGCAGGGGGACGGAUGUGAGACCUGCAGCUCUGCCUGGGAACUUGUCUGCGGAUCGCGUCCCCCUGUCGCCAGGGUGGAAGCGAGAUCCCUUAGGAGUCAAGUCAAAGCACAUGGCUUAUGUCACUUCUUGCUAAAUUUGAGGCAGUUCGCGGUCCCUGAGCACCGAAAACAGAAAGCAAAACAACAGCCCUGCUCCCGUGGCAUCUUUCUGAUUCAGUGUUAAUUCAUCUUUCCUUGCUAUUCGUGGACGGAGACUUUAAAGUUAAAUGCAUUCGAAAACUAUUUGAGGAAUGACCACAGAGUCUUAAGCGACUAAAAAUAUAUACAGUAAAACCCCACUUUUACACGUCUCUGGGAAACGGGAGGAACGUUGCAAAUGAGUUGAAUUUGUAGAGGGAGGGAGGAAGGUAGAGCAAAACAAGCACUCUCUUAGUGAUUGUGAGAAGAACAAUCGAGAACAUUGUGUUCAGCGAAUACAACAGUUACUAUGGGCUUUCUUCAUGUUAGGCAACCAGCAUAUGUUCUCAAAGGUCGAAUUAUUAUUCUGUUUUUCUAAUAAUCAGUUGGGGCAUCAACCUAAGAAACAUAUCUAGUAAGCACUUGUUAACACCUUAUUUGGGGACCCUGUCUGCUGGGGUGGGGUAUGAGGAGGGAGGGUUUAUAGAAGAGUAUAUAUCUCUUUAAAAAAAGAGAGAGAAAAAUAUUUCUGAGCACUCAUCUGCCCUAUGCGGAAGCUUCUUUUCCCUUUUAUAGGGCCAAUUAUCACUGCAGAUUUCGAUGUUUACCAAGAAUUCCUAAAAAUGAGUGCAGAUUACUGAAUAGAAUACAUUAUUUAAAAUAUUGGGGAGUAGUAUAAUUUGUGGAGAAAUGUAAAUUGUAAUAAUG
Messenger RNA from Physeter macrocephalus (sperm whale), 3802 nucleotides. RefSeq names its product PLAG1 zinc finger (gene PLAG1). The record is from RefSeq and is a predicted model, not a curated record. The transcript has 4 exons. Bases 414 to 1913 code for a protein of 499 amino acids. Gene Ontology annotation, molecular function: sequence-specific DNA binding; DNA-binding transcription factor activity, RNA polymerase II-specific. Gene Ontology annotation, biological process: regulation of transcription by RNA polymerase II. NCBI's taxonomy places the organism in Eukaryota, Metazoa, Chordata, Mammalia, Artiodactyla, Physeteridae. Gene Ontology annotation, cellular component: nucleus.